This is a messenger RNA of Olea europaea var. sylvestris, 1332 nucleotides long. RefSeq lists its product as uncharacterized. The record is from RefSeq and is a predicted model, not a curated record. Bases 1 to 1332 code for a protein of 443 amino acids. The transcript has 4 exons. NCBI's taxonomy places the organism in Eukaryota, Viridiplantae, Streptophyta, Magnoliopsida, Lamiales, Oleaceae.
AUGGUGCCCAAUGAAGAAAAGAAGGCAGCAGAAACUUGGGCACCACGGCGCCAGACUUGGGCGCCAUGGCACCAGUUUCGAGAGAAACUGUUUAUGCGAAGGGCGAGAAAUCUAGAUCUACUACUUGUUGAUCCUGAACCAGAACACACAUUUCGCAUUCUCAGAGGCAUACAAAGAAAUGAACGGGAAGCAAUGGCAGAACAGGAUGCUAGAGCAGCCAAUGAGGAUAACCAACAAAGGGCUAUUCAGGACUACUAUUCCAUCAUCGCACGCCCAACAAUUGCUGCAAACAAUUUCGAAUUGAAGCCAGGGUUGAUACAUAUGGUGCAGCAAAAUCAGUUUGGGGGUGCUGCAGUAGAAGACCCAAAUGCUCAUCUUGGAUCCUUUUUGGAAAUUUGUGACACGGUGAAGAUGAAUGGGGAUAAAGCAAAGGCUUGGUUCCAAUCACUACCGUAUGGCUCAAUUACAACUUGGGAUGAUUUGGCUAAAAAAUUCCUCACCGAAUACUUUCCACCUUCUAAAUCAGCUCAACUUUGCGGUGAAAUUAGCCAAUUCAAACAACUCGACUUCGAGCCAUUCUAUGAAGCUUGGGAAAGAUUUAAAGAUUUGCUUAGGAGAUGUCCUCAACAUGGGUUCCAGAAAUGGGUGCAAAUUGAGAUAUUUUAUAAUGGGCUAAAUGGGCAGACAAGGACUAUGGUAGAUGCAGCUGCGAGAGGCAUUUUAAUGGCUAAAACAGCAGAGGAUGCAUAUGCUUUAUUGGAUGAUAUAGCCACCAACAGUUACCAAUGGCUAAGUAAGAGAUCAGGUGUAAAGAAAGUAGUAGGACUUCAUGAAGUGGAUCCCAUCACCGUACUAGCAGCUCAGGUUGCAUCACUCACAAAUCAGAUAGUGACGCUUACCACUCAAGGAAAUCAACAGAAGGUAGAUUUAGUCAUGAGUACUUCUUCUUCACACCAAGAGACAGAGGUUGCAAACGAGCAGGCCCAAUAUGUCAACAGUAAAAACUACAAUCAAAGAGGAAGCUACCAAGCUAAUCACUAUCAUCCAGGGCUGAGGAAUCACGAGAACUUGUCAUAUGGCAACAAUAGAAACACACUUCAACCUCCACCCGAAUUCAACACUCAGAAUUCUGAUGGGAAACCACCCUUGGAAGUCAUCCUUGGGACGUUCAUUUCUGAGAGAAGAUCACGCUUCAACAAAGAUGAAUUACGGUUAGAUAAUAUUGAAACACAUGUGUCCAACAUGGGAGCCACAAUGAAGAAUCUUGAAGUGCAAAUUGGCCAAUUGGCUACCUCAAGGAAGUCUCAGCAAGAAAGGAAAAUUUCCCAGUGA